Molecule: messenger RNA, 2502 nt
Organism: Balearica regulorum gibbericeps (East African grey crowned-crane)
Lineage: Eukaryota; Metazoa; Chordata; Aves; Gruiformes; Gruidae
Source: RefSeq, a predicted model, not a curated record
AUGUUUGUCAAUGAAAUGGAGAAGAUUGAACCAUCACUGAAAGAGAUGAAAGAAGUAGAGUCUGCUUUAAGAGCUCAGCCCAUCGCAGGCAUAAAUACUUGGGCGAAGUCUAGGCUAGUAGACUGCCAGACACAAUGGGAGAAACUGAGCAAACAGGUUAUUAGUCAGAAAAAUCGCCUGUCUGAAAGUCAGGAAAAAGCUGUAAAUCUGAAGAAGGAUUUGGCAGAGAUGCAAGAAUGGAUGACCCAAGCUGAAGAAGAAUAUUUGGAGAAAGAUUUUGAAUACAAGUCCCCUGAAGAGCUAGAGAAUGCAGUGGAGGAAAUGAAGAGAGCGAAGGAGGAUGUGUUGCAGAAAGAGGUGCGGGUGAAGAUUCUCAAAGACAACAUCAAGAUGUUGGCCGCCAAAGUGCCGUCUAGUGGUCAGGACCUGGCAACUGAGCUGAAUGUUGUGCUGGAGAACUACCAGCUACUGUGCAAUCGGAUCCGAGGGAAAUGCCACACUUUGGAGGAGGUGUGGUCCUGUUGGAUUGAGCUGCUUCAGUAUCUUGAUUUGGAAACAGCUUGGCUAAACAAUCUGGAAGAAAGGGUGCAAAUGACAGAAAAUCUGCCUGAUAAGUUGGAUGCUGUCAAUGACGCUCUUGAGUCCCUGGAAUCAGUCCUGCGCCAUCCAGCUGAUAAUCGAACCCAGAUUCGGGAACUUGGGCAGACACUGAUUGAUGGAGGGAUUCUUGAUGAUAUCAUCAGUGAAAAAUUAGAAGCUUUCAACGCCCGCUAUGAGGAAUUGAGUCACUUGGCAGUGAGUCGGCAGAUCGCCUUGGAACAGCAGCUUCAGACCAUGCGAGAAACUGACCACAUGUUGCAGGUCUUGCAGGAAAAUUUAGUGGAGCUGGAUAGACAGCUGACAUCUUACCUGACUGAUAGGGUAGAUGCCUUUCAGAUGCCCCAGGAGGCCCAGAAAAUUCAAGCUGAAAUUGCAGCUCAUGAGUCUACCUUGGAGGAGCUCAAGAAAAGUGCUCGCUCUUUUCCUCCUGCUUCUCCGGAAUGUAGGUCUCCCCGUGGUGGAACUCAGCUGGAUGCUUUGCAGAGAAAGCUUCGUGAAGUAUCUACAAAGUAUCAGCUUUUCCAGAAACCAGCCAAUUUUGAGCAGCGCAUGUUGGAUUGCAAGCGGGUAUUGGAUGGUGUAAAAGCAGAACUUCAUGUCUUGGAUGUGAAGGACACUGACCCAGAUGUAAUCCAAGCUCAUCUGGACAGGUGCAUGAAACUCUAUAAGACCCUCAGUGAGGUGAAAUUGGAGGUUGAAACUGUCAUCAAGACAGGAAGGCAAAUUGUACAGAAACAACAGACAGAUAAUCCCAAAGGGAUGGAUGAACAACUGACAGCAUUGAAAUUUCUUUACAAUGACUUGGGGGCACAGGUGACGGAAGGAAAACAAGACCUUGAAAGAGCAUUGCAGCUGGCACGCAAAAUGAGGAAAGAGGCUGCCUCUUUGUCAGAGUGGUUAGCUACCACUGAGGCUGAGCUUGUGCAGAAGUCCACUUCAGAGAGCUUGCUUUCUGAUCUGGAUUCAGAAAUUGCCUGGGCCAAAAAUGUGCUGAGAGAGCUGGAGAGGAGGAAAGCUGAUCUGAAGAGCAUCACGGAAAGCUGCACUGCACUCCAGGCUCUGGUGGAAGGUAGCGAGACUUCACUGGAGGAGAAACUGUGUGUCCUUAAUGCUGGCUGGAGCAGAGUUCGGACCUGGACUGAGGACUGGUGUGACACCUUGUUGAAUCAUCAGAGCCAGCUGGAAAUUUUUGAUGAAAAUGUUGCCCACAUAAGUACUUGGUUGUAUCAGGCUGAAGCCUUGCUGGAUGAGAUUGAGAAAAAGUCAGCAAGCAAAAAGGAGGAAACUGUGAAGCGCUUAACAUCUGAAUUAGAUGAUGUUAGUCUGCGAGUGGAUAAUGUGCGUGAUCAGGCUAUCAUCCUAAUGAAUGGUCGGGGGGUGUCAUGCCGUGAACUUGUUGAACCCAAACUGGCAGAACUGAACCGUAACUUUGAGAAGGUCUCUCAGCACAUCAAAAGUGCCAAGAUGCUUGUUGGACAAGAACGGCUUCCUGUCAUGUCAGAGCCCCGUGAAGUCAGAGCUUUUCCAGACCUGGAAAAAUUUGAGAGUGACAUACAGAAUAUGUUAAAAGUUGUGGAAAAGCAUCUGGAGUUGAGUGGGGAAGACGAAAAGCUGGAUCAAGAAAGAGCUCAGAUUGAAGAAGUUUUACAGAGAGGAGGGCAGUUGUUACAGCAGCCUAUGGAGGACCAUAAGAGAGAGAAGAUCCGCAUACAGCUGUUGCUUCUGCAGAAAAAGUACAACAGUGUGCAGGAGUGCAGGUCAUUUCAAAGGAGGCAGGUGGUAGAACUCUCUCCAGUGUUUUCCCAGUAUAAGAAGGAACAUGACAAUCUAAUGAAGUGGCUGGAUGAGGCUGAGCACCGUCUGUCAGGGCUGCAAGGUGUGGAAGAUGAACAAAAACUACAG